Molecule: messenger RNA, 2403 nt
Organism: Hibiscus syriacus
Lineage: Eukaryota; Viridiplantae; Streptophyta; Magnoliopsida; Malvales; Malvaceae
Product: subtilisin-like protease SBT1.1
Exons: 2
Coding region: 111-1949 (612 amino acids)
Biological process (GO): proteolysis
Molecular function (GO): serine-type endopeptidase activity
Source: RefSeq, a predicted model, not a curated record
UUUUUUUUUACUUCAAAGCUGGCCUUGCAUGCCUAUAAAUAUCUGCUAUUGUUCACUAGUCAGUUUCCAUGUCUUCUCAUUCUUCUUUAUCUUAAGCUUAGAAGACAGCCAUGAAGAGUACUGUCGUCAAGAUCUUUAAUGCAAUGUUGCUGUUACUAGCAUUCAUUACCGCUGUUUCAACUGCCUCAACGGACAAACAAGCAUAUAUAGUUCAUAUGGACAAGGCCAAGAUCACAGACACUUACAAUACCCUUGUCGAUUCCAAACCAUGGCACCAAGCCGUCCUUGAUUCUUUAGCUGAUGUCGAACUGGAAACGACACCUCCCGAGCUACUGUAUUCCUACGAUACUUCCUUUUCGGGUUUCGCUGCAAAGCUAUCUCGUAAGCAGUUAGAAUCGUUGGAAAAGAUGGAUGGUUUCGUGUCUGCGGUUCCUAAUAAAAUGCUAAGCCUCCACACCACUCGGACUCCACUAUUCCUUGGGUUACAAGGGAAGAAAGGGCUGUGGGGAUCUUCUGAUAUACGCUCAGAUGUGAUCAUUGGCGUGGUGGACUCUGGAAUUUGGCCCGAGCAUGUUAGUUUCCAGGACCAUGGCUUGCCUCCUGUACCGGAAAGAUGGAGAGGCGCUUGUAAAAACGGCACCAGAUUCUCGCCAUCUAAUUGCAACAGGAAACUAAUAGGUGCCAGAUAUUUCUACGAAGGUUAUCUAGCCUCCAUCGGUAGCAUCAAUGGAACGGAAGAUUAUCUGUCUGCACGAGAUACAAACGGACAUGGGACGCAUACAGCAUCGACAGCAGCUGGUGAUGUUGUGGAACAUGCAAAUCUUUAUGGCUUGGCCAAUGGAUCAGCCGCCGGAAUGAGGUACACAGCAAGAAUUGCAGCGUAUAAAGUUUGUUGGCCAAGAUGUGCAAGCGUUGAUAUCCUGAUGGCUAUGGUGAAAGCCAUUGAAGAUGGGGUUGAUGUGUUGACUCUCUCUUUGGAAUCCGAAGCAGAGCCUUAUUAUCAAGAUUACAAUGCUAUUGCAUCAUACUAUGCUUUCAAAAGAGGGAUUUUCGUCGUGUUUAGCGCAGGUAACAGUGGACCGGGGCCCAACACCGUUGUCAACACUGCCCCGUGGAUCAUGACUGUAGCGGCAAGCACCGUGGACAGAAGCUUCCCAGCAAUUGUUAAGCUCGGAAACGGUCAAACUUUUGAAGGGUCAUAUUUGUAUAGUACUGUUAAGGCCUUAAAGUCUCUGCCAAUUCUAUAUGGAAAAUCUGCCGGUGAUUCAGGUGCAGAGUAUUGCGUUCCUGGGUCACUCAAUCCCAAGCUCGUCAAUGGAAAACUUGUCAUUUGUCGACAAGGAAUGGUCCAGCGGCCUGAAAUGGGAGAACAAGUGAAAUUGGCCGGAGGAGCUGGAAUGUUAAUAAUGACCCCACAAGGUGAAGAUCCUUCAACUGACACGCACGUUUUACCAGUCGCUAUGUUAGGAGCCUUAGCCAGUGAAGCUGUCUUGAUGUAUGUGAACACAACUAAAGGACCAAUAGCUUCCAUUGUCUUCAAAACCACAACUUACGGUAAUUGUGCACCAAAAGUCGCCACGUUUUCGUCAAGAGGUCCAAAUUCAGUGGGACCUGAUGUGAUCAAACCGGAUGUAACAGCACCAGGGGUCAACAUACUCGCAGCGUGGCCGGCAGAGACUAGUCCGAGCAGAGUCCAGAGCGACAACAGGAGGGUGUUAUUUAAUAUAAUUUCGGGCACAUCGAUGUCGUGCCCUCAUGUUAGUGGCAUUGCAGCACUGAUUAAAUCAAAGCACAAAGAUUGGUCGCCUGCAGCAAUAAAAUCAGCCCUCAUGACAACUGCGUAUACCAUGGACAACAGGGGAGAACCUAUAGAAGACCUCGCAUUUGGUAGCAUGGCAUCGCCUUUCGCUUUUGGUUCAGGCCAUGUCGAUCCCCAUCAAAGCUUCUAAUCCAGGCCUAAUAUACGACAUCACUGCAGAGGAUUAUGUACUUUAUUUAUGCAGCCUGAAGUAUAAUGAGGCUCAGAUAUCCUUGUUUGAAGAUGGUUUUAAAUGUCCAAAGAAGGCAACUAUGCAACCUGGUGACCUGAAUUACCCUUCUUUUGCAGUGAAUUUCGAGCUCAAGUCACAGAAUGCUACUUUUACCUACAAAAGGACCCUCACAAAUGUUGGGAUUCCUAAAAGUACGUAUAAAGUAUCAGUUUGAAUCACCCAGAGGAGUAUAAGUGAUUGUAAAGCCAAACGUUUUGAACUUUAAGAAGUUGAAUGAGAAAUUGAGCUACAAGGUGAGUUUUAUAGGAGUGGGCAGAAAGAAGACGGUUGCUAGCGCAUUCGGAUCCUUAGUGUGGGUUUCUAGAAACUACAGAGUUAGAAGUACCAUUGCAGUGACUUGGUUGUAGCUUUC